Messenger RNA from Pyrgilauda ruficollis (rufous-necked snowfinch), 2939 nucleotides. RefSeq names its product T-box transcription factor 18 (gene TBX18). The transcript has 8 exons. The coding region runs from base 174 to 1955 and encodes 593 amino acids. The record is from RefSeq and is a predicted model, not a curated record. Gene Ontology annotation, cellular component: nucleus. Gene Ontology annotation, biological process: positive regulation of DNA-templated transcription; morphogenesis of embryonic epithelium; cell fate specification. Lineage: Eukaryota; Metazoa; Chordata; Aves; Passeriformes; Passeridae. Gene Ontology annotation, molecular function: RNA polymerase II cis-regulatory region sequence-specific DNA binding; DNA-binding transcription factor activity, RNA polymerase II-specific.
AAAAAAAAAACUUGGCUGAUAACUCGGAUUUAAAAAGAAAGGCGAGGAAAAGCCCCAGCCCCUUGCCUGCGCGGUCGGGAGGACGGGAGGGCGGCCGGCGCGGCGGGCCGGGCGCGGGUGCCGGUGCCGGCGGCCGCGGGGCGCCUGGAUGCGCGGGCUGUAGGGCGGCGGGCAUGGCCGACAAGCGACGGUCCUCGCCAGGCACCACCAUGAGCCUCAAGGCUCACGCCUUCUCCGUGGAGGCUCUCAUCGGGGCCGAGAAGCAGCAGCACCAGCAGCAGCCGCCGCCGCCGCGGCAGCCCAAGCGGAGGAAGCUGGGCGGCGAGGACGAGGCGGCGGAGGACGAAGGCAGCAGCGGCUGCUGCGCCAAGAGCUCUCCCGCCACCGCUGCCGGCAGGACCUGCGGCGACAUGGACCUGGGCUGCGCCGCCCGCGCCCCCGCCGGCGGCUGCGAGGAGGGCUUCCUGGCGGGCUCCCCGCCCGCCUCCCCCGGCGGAUCCCCCAAGGGCUCGCGGCCCGGCUCGCCGCUGCCCACGCCGCAGGCGCCGCGGGUGGAUCUGCAGGGCGCCGAGCUCUGGAAGCGCUUCCACGAGAUCGGCACCGAGAUGAUCAUCACCAAGGCGGGAAGGCGGAUGUUUCCUGCAAUGAGAGUGAAGAUCUCAGGUUUAGACCCACAUCAGCAGUAUUACAUUGCUAUGGAUAUUGUGCCAGUGGAUAACAAAAGAUACAGGUAUGUUUAUCAUAGUUCCAAGUGGAUGGUGGCUGGUAACGCUGACUCCCCGGUGCCGCCUCGCGUUUAUAUUCACCCUGAUUCACCCGCCUCAGGGGAGACGUGGAUGAGACAAGUGAUCAGCUUCGACAAACUGAAGCUUACCAAUAACGAGCUGGAUGAUCAAGGGCAUAUUAUCCUCCACUCUAUGCAUAAAUAUCAGCCUCGUGUCCACGUCAUCCGAAAAGACUGUGGUGAUGAUCUGUCCCCUGUCAAGCCCAUCCCUUCGGGAGAAGGGGUAAAAGCCUUCUCCUUCCCUGAGACAGUCUUCACUACUGUCACAGCAUACCAAAAUCAACAGAUAACUCGUCUGAAGAUUGAUAGGAAUCCGUUCGCCAAAGGCUUUAGAGAUUCUGGCCGUAACAGAAUGGGACUGGAAGCUCUGGUAGAGUCUUAUGCCUUCUGGAGACCUUCGCUGAGGACGCUUACAUUUGAAGACAUACCUGGGAUACCCAAACAAGGAAAUGCAGGUUCCUCUACUUUACUCCAGGGAUCUGGCAGCGGAGUUCCAUCUACCCACCCUCACCUUUUACCAGGCUCCCCUUGCUCAUCUCCAGCCUUCCACCUCAGCCCCAACACCAGCCAGCUGUGCACCCUUGCUCCAGCUGACUACACAGCCUGUGCCCGCUCAGGCCUGGCCCUGAACAGAUACAGCACUUCCUUGGCGGAAACCUACAACCGGCUCACCAACCAGAGCGGCGAGACCUUCGCUCCCCCAAGGACUCCCUCCUAUGUCGGUGUGUCGAGCAGCACAACUGUGAAUAUGUCCAUGAGCGGCAACGAUGGGGAUGCAUUCAGCUGCCCGCAGACUGGCUUAUCCAUGCAGAUUUCAGGGAUGUCUCCACAGCUCCAGUACAUCAUGCCUUCCCCAUCCAGCAAUGCCUUUACCACUAAUCAGACCCACCAAGGCUCCUACAAUACGUUUAGGCUGCACAGUCCCUGUGCGCUCUAUGGAUAUAACUUUUCCACAUCCCCUAAACUGGCUGCCAGUCCUGAGAAAAUCGUUUCUUCCCAAGGAAGUUUCUUGGGGUCCUCGCCAAGUGGAACCAUGACGGAUCGGCAGAUGUUGCCCCCCGUGGAAGGAGUGCACUUACUUAGCAGUGGGGGGCAGCAGAAUUUCUUUGACUCUAGGACCCUAGGAAGCUUGACACUCUCAUCUUCUCAAGUGUCUGCACAUAUGGUUUGAUGAAGCCUUUAAGUAAAAGUACAGUAUGUUUGGUGUCUACAAUGUAUUUCUUUUGGAAUAUGAAAGGACACUCGAUGUAGCUUGUAAAGUGUGUGUAUAUAUAAUAUGAGAGGAAGUUUCACUGAAAUUUUGACUUGCUUGUGGCCAGAUUAUUCUCCUAUUUUGAGUUACAGAGUUUGCUGUGGUGCAGACUGCUUUAGUUUUCUGGUAUAAUACACUUAGUUGUAUAACACGUUGGGACAUAUGCAACAAAUUAAGUAAGACUUCCUCCCCUUUCCCCCUCCUCUGUUCUAACCCCUUUAAAGAAUGAAGUGACACUUGGAGUAUUAAACAACACAAAAAAGCCCACUUAUAUUUCCUAUAGUACUAGUGAGUUUCUUUAAAACAUUUUAUACAAUAAGCUGAUGCACCAAAGACAUUUUACAAGUUUCUUCUGUUAUAAGGGAUACAAAGGGUAUUUGGACUUCUUAGUGUUAAGCAUCAAGCAUCCAGCCUAAAAUAGAAGUUUAGCUAAUGGAUUAUUUACAAAGUAAACGGAAAGAUUAGUUUGCAUUCUCAUGAUGUGCUGGUUUUAGCUUAUCAAUGGCACAGCAUUCUCACUAGAAUUUGUUUUUUGCAGCAUUAGUCUAGAUUUAUGAUUAUAUAUUUGAAGACAAGUAAUGCAUAUUCAAAUUGUGGUGAUAGGAAUAAUUCAAAUCAACAGCACUAGAAGCAGCAUUCCUUUGUAUGAAAUGAACAUUAGGGUGCUUAAUUUUUGUCAAAGGUAGGGCUUGAUGCAUUUUUUCCUCCAUAAAUAUUGCCUAUAAGACAUUUACUGGACAGUAGGAUAUUCUAAUGUAUCUUUGUUUUUGUAUUUUUACUUUUUUUUAAAGGAAAAUUCAGUUUGAUUUAGGAAAAAAAAAAUGAAAAAUUGAGCAGGAUGAGAAAUUCCGUUAUUGGUUUUACCUGUUUUUGUGUGUGUGACAUGUUUUGGGUUUGGUUUUU